Messenger RNA from Diceros bicornis minor, 1068 nucleotides. RefSeq names its product suppressor APC domain containing 1 (gene SAPCD1). The transcript is spliced from 5 exons. The record is from RefSeq and is a predicted model, not a curated record. Bases 1 to 618 code for a protein of 205 amino acids. Lineage: Eukaryota; Metazoa; Chordata; Mammalia; Perissodactyla; Rhinocerotidae.
AUGGGUACAAGGCAGAGGGAAGGGGGAGGGACCAGCCCAGUGCACCAGUGGGCGUGGCUCCACCCUUCCCACCUCACAGCCAUGGGGAGCCGGGGUGCUCACAGGCUGCCCCUGGUGCAGGCCCCCUACACAGUUCUGCUGCUGCCACUGGGGACAAGCCGCCAAGACCCGGGGGCUCGGAGCUUCUUCCUCUGGCUGCAGAGGAUGCAGGCUCUGGAGAGGGAGCAGGAUGCCCUGUGGCAGGGGCUAGAGCUAUUGGAGCAUGGCCAGGCCUGGUUUGAGCGCCGUCUGAGGGAGGCACAGCAACAGCAACUGCAUCUGGGGGCCCUUGGUGAGAAUUUUUUGACAGAUUUACACUCAGAGCCUGGUGGCCCCCAGUUGGCCCAGAUUCAAAAGGUGAACAUCUGUUUGCAGAAUCUGAUUCAGAGGAAGUUCUCCCCACAUCCCUUUAACAAGGCUAGUUCCUGCGCCACCAAGGACUGGAAGAGAAGGCCAAGGAAGCAGAACUUGUGGCAUCAACAGGAGUUGUCAAGGCAGCAGAAAGGAGUCAUUCAGCCAAAGAGGGAGAUGGCUCAGCCAGGCUGCCCCAAGGGGCAGAGGGGCCCUACCAGGGUCUAAGGCCUCCUCUCAUUCCCGUCAGUUGGUGACAGAAGAGGCUGAGUCAGAACCCCCAGCCUCCUUAGUCUGCUUCUUGACUCAACAGCUAAAUGGCUCCAGGUGGUGGUCAAACGAAGUCGAAACAUGUUGGUGUAAAGUUUCUUCUCUGCUCCUGAAAACUUCCGUUUCAUCUUCUUGGUGUCUUAUGCCCUCACUCUCCCUAUAUGAUGUGCAUAAAUGAUCUUUCUUUGAAAUCCCUCUGGGGAGAAGACAUGUUUAUUGAAACAGUCCUUCAAGUUUAAAUACAAAAAUAAAAUAGAAGCUUCUCCAGAAUUUCAAAUAAAAAUAAUUCUAUAAAUAAGAAUUUGUGGUACCCUCCUACCCUACUCCCAACUUUAGUCUCCACCCCAUAUAUCUUCCUCUCUCCCUGAGCUUGGGAGACCAUGAAUAAGUAAUGGAAUAAAGAUGCUA